Messenger RNA from Ananas comosus (pineapple), 1328 nucleotides. RefSeq names its product translation initiation factor IF-2-like. Lineage: Eukaryota; Viridiplantae; Streptophyta; Magnoliopsida; Poales; Bromeliaceae. The record is from RefSeq and is a predicted model, not a curated record. The coding region runs from base 1 to 1317 and encodes 438 amino acids. The transcript has 3 exons.
AUGGAAACCCUAGACCAGCCGUUACCAAUCCCCAACUUCGCCCUAGCCGACACCUCUGCACACCUGCCCAACCCUUGCGCGCACCCCGGCCGCCGGCAGGAAUGUUCUCACCCUCGGGCCCCCUCCCCUGGCCAUGCCCGACCUCCGGCGACUGCCGGCGUGCCGUCGUCACUGGCCCCGCGCGCAGCCGCUGCUGCCUUGGCAGCCUGCAGCCUUGCUGGCCGAGCUCGGGCCGGGACCGAGCUGCUGCUGGCCUGCGCGCCGCCGCCACCUGGUGACGGCCGUGCCGCCUCCCUCCGGCCUCCCGCCGGCACCUCCGCGACCGGCCAGAGUGGCCGCCGCCGUCGCUCCUGCGGUCUGCGGCCAGCCGAGCGAGAUCUGGCCGUGGGUGGCCAGAUCUCUCUCCCCCGCAUCGCCGCUGUCCAGGCUCGGCCGGGCCGCCUCCCGCCGGCCUCUGACAACCGCUCGCCGUCGCCCGGAGCUCCCCCAGCCGUUCUCGUGGCCGCCGGCCGCCGCUCCCUCUCCCUGCGGCCGCGCAAGGUUUGCGGGCCGAGCCGCACCCCACCGCCGGCGCGCCUCCCCACCACCUCUGACCGUCGCCGCCGACCUCUGGGAGGUCACCGCCGCCGCCCUGAGCCGUUCCGAGGUCGCCGUCGCCGGAGAAGCCGAACCCAAGCUCCUCUCUCCCCGCGCGGGCUCGGUUUGGUCCAGCACCGCCGCAGCCGCCUUCCGCCGUCGAACGACGUGAGCACGGGUCCCUCCUGGUCGGCCGCACUCGUCCGCCGUCGUCGCCCGCGCCGCCGGAGCUCCUCGUCGGCCGGAGCGAGCCGUGUCCUCUUCGGGUUUGGAUGCCUAGGGCAUCAUUGGCCGUCGCCGCCGCCGCUUCCAGCCGCCAACCGAGUGACCUGUUGCGCUCCAGAUCGUGAGCACGGCCUCCGGUACGUCGAGACCUAUCAGUAUGUGUCUCAGCAGAACUUAGAAGUCCUCGGUUUGCGUGUACGGGCUAUGUUAUCACCCAAUUUACAUGAAAUAUUGGGAUUUUAUGUAAAUUCAGGGGCUUUUGUGCAAUUGUGCACCUUGGGGCUACUGUGGACAGUGUGUGUGAGUGUGUUUGACCUCUGGACUGAUUGUCCAUGUUCUGUUAGCUUUUGCAGAAAUCGAAGAGUCGAUUUCGAUGCGUUUUUCGGCAAAAUUCGCCGAAAGAACGCGGUUUCGGUUCGGAUUUCUUUCGACGUCGUUUGGUUGUUCUGUGGGUGGUCGCUAAGCCUUGUUGGCUGGUCACCAUCAUCACUUUGUGGGUUCGGUGAUGACGGGUGAGCGACGGUGGG